AUGAGGACCGAACGACAACGACGACGGCUUUCCUGUUGGUCCCUUUCUGUUACGGCGCUACUCUUCAGCGGGACAUGGGCCAACCCAUCAAGUGGUGGCGGUGGUAAUAGCGCCGGCAGCCAAUGGGGAUCGCCACCACCUCAGCCCCCUGAUUAUGAUCAGCAGCAAUCACCCUACGAUAUGAAUAAUGAACCACAACCAACCACUGAGCAAGGCUAUCAAGAUCAGCAGGAACAAGAUCCUCCUUAUUACAUUGAUAAUCAUCCAGAAUGGGAACAAGCAGGCUCCUAUGAAGACAGUCAGCAAUAUGGAGCAACACAAGCAGAACAAGGCUAUUACUAUAAUGAAAAAGACGACUACCAGACAGGAAACAACGACAAUGCACCAGAUCAGUAUUAUGACAACAGCAACAACAAUUGGAAUUAUAAUAUUGAGAAUCAGCCUCCUCCUCCACCACCGUCACAACAGCAGCAGCCAGACAGCAACAACAAACCACCAACAAAAUAUGAGCCCAUUCACUACAAUUUUCCCAAGGAAAAGACAAAAGAAAAGAGGGGUUGGUUUGGACGUAAAAAACCACAAAGCGAUGAUGUUAGAAACGACGUUGGCAGCAAAGAUGCUGCAACAUCCAGAUUAGAUGACGAUGUUCCGGACACUCUCUCAGCUUCCCCUGUUGAUGGUGCCGAAGACCAAUCUCCAGGCAGAGGACGCGGUGAUCGUCGAGAGGAUGACUUGCCAGAAUUUGCUUCUGCCAGGCGGGAUGUUAUCACGCGUUAUCAAUCAACAUUUCGAGGCAAAAUGGCCUUGGCAGCUAGCUCUGGUGUGGCAGGAUCAAUAGCAGGGGGUUUUGCCGGAAAGUCUCUUCUGAAUAGUCCAAUCACGUUUGCCGGUGUGGGUGGUACGUUUUUCCUCCUUUGCACACUCCUCCGUAAUCCAUAUGGUGAAUUGGUCCGUGCCAUGGGGAUGGCAUUGAUCUUGGCACUGCAAAGAUUCACAUCCAUUCGAGGACGAUAUCCAACCUGGAGGCAUGUCAAAUCCAGUCUGGGAGCCGCACAACGACGGCCGUUUCCUCCUGCAGCCAAUCCAUGGACAUAUCAACCACGCAGCAACCGAGAUGUACCCUUCAAAAUGCUCUACACUCUCAUUACCAUGGCCUUUGUGGGAUCCACAGUAGGAGGGUCCAUGCCCUUGAUACCCACCUGGAUGGGGUCUCUGGCUGGGGCUGGCCUCUUUGGGCUUGCAACAACUCUGCAGAGUUCCAGAGGCGACUUGAUUAGAUCCAUGGGAAUGCGUGUUGUGGCCUUGUGUGAAGAGUUUUUGGGCAUCAACGCGGAACUGGAAAUCCUGCGAAAGGGUGGAGUUGUAACUGGGAAGGUUCUAGACAAACUAUUGAUUCUGGACCGACAACAUCGCAUCAAGGACCGCUUGAUUUCAGGCGCAACCUUUCUGUUUGGUCAAAUAUCCAACCAAGUUAAUCGAGUGCAAUCUGAUAUGCAGCAACCUCCUCGCGAUGAUCGCCGCCGAGAUGACAGGAGCGAUGACAGAGGACGUCCAAACAACAAUAAUAUGGAUAGGGAUCGCAGACGAGACGAUAGGCCGUUUGACAAUGAUCCAAGAAGACGUGAUGACAGAGAUAGAGAUGAUCCUCGUAGAAGGGAUGGUGAAAGAGGACGAGACCGUCCAUAUGACAAUAGACGCGAUGACAGAGGCAGAGAUGAUCCACGCAGAAGGGAUGAUGAAAGAGGACGAGAUCGUCCAUACGACAAUAUACGCGAUGGCAGAGAUAGAGAUGAUGCUCGUAGAAGGGAUGAUGAAAGAGGAAGAGAUCGUCCAUACGACAAUACACCAAGACGAGACCCCUAG
Seminavis robusta is the source of this 1863-nucleotide messenger RNA. NCBI's taxonomy places the organism in Eukaryota, Bacillariophyta, Bacillariophyceae, Naviculales, Naviculaceae. The record is from the annotation of a GenBank genome assembly.